GUGACGCAGUAAAUGUUGCGAAAGGACCCUCCAAAAAACGGCGGUACGUCAUCGGCUGCCAUUCUUCUACCGGGUUGCGCUCUCUGUCGGUGCAAUUGUAUCAACUUUAAAUCUGAGUCAUCUCAAUUCACACACCGAUUGAGCUGGGCUAAGUGCACUUUUCAACCCCUGGAAAGGCUCGUGGGGAAGCCACCGUGACGACGCAGCCAUGUUUUUGUACAACAUCACACUACAGCGUGCCACUGGCAUCACACAUGCCAUCCAUGGGAACUUUUCAGGAACCAAAAUGCAGGAGAUUGUUGUUUCCAGGGGAAAGAUCCUAGAGUUGUUGAGGCCAGAUGCUAACACAGGAAAGGUGCACACUCUCCUCACUGUGGAAGUGUUUGGUAUCGUACGGUCUUUAAUGGCCUUCCGACUCACAGGAGGAACAAAAGAUUACAUCGUUGUUGGAAGUGACAGUGGUCGUAUCGUUAUAUUGGAAUACCAUCCAUCCAAAAACAUGUUUGAGAAGAUCCACCAGGAAACAUUUGGCAAAAGUGGCUGUCGCCGAAUUGUCCCAGGACAAUUUCUGGCAGUGGACCCCAAAGGCAGAGCAGUCAUGAUAGGAGCAAUAGAGAAGCAGAAGUUGGUUUAUCUGAACAGAGACGCAGCUGCAAGACUCACCAUCUCCUCACCACUGGAAGCCCACAAAGCCAACACAUUAGUCUACCAUGUUGUGGGAGUGGAUGUCGGCUUUGAAAACCCCAUGUUCGCUUGCCUUGAAAUGGAUUACGAGGAAGCAGACAAUGAUCCUACUGGAGAAGCCGCCGCCAACACGCAACAAACGCUCACUUUCUAUGAGCUGGACCUUGGCUUGAAUCACGUUGUCCGCAAGUACAGCGAGGCUUUGGAAGAACAUGGAAACUUUCUGAUCACCGUUCCUGGUGGUUCCGAUGGGCCCAGUGGAGUUCUGAUCUGUUCUGAAAACUACAUCACGUAUAAGAACUUUGGAGACCAGCCUGACAUUCGCUGUCCUAUUCCACGUCGCAGGAACGACCUUGAUGACCCAGAGCGCGGGAUGAUAUUUGUGUGCUCAGCUACCCACAAGACCAAGUCCAUGUUCUUCUUCUUAGCCCAAACAGAGCAAGGAGACAUAUUUAAGGUUACCCUGGAAACCGAUGAAGAAAUGGUCACAGAAAUAAGGCUCAAGUAUUUUGACACGAUCCCUGUGGCUACAGCCAUGUGUGUCCUAAAGACUGGCUUCCUGUUUGUGGCUUCAGAAUUUGGAAAUCAUUACCUUUACCAGAUCGCCCACUUGGGUGACGACGACGAUGAGCCUGAGUUUUCCUCUGCAAUGCCGCUGGAAGAAGGGGACACAUUCUUUUUCCAGCCCCGCCCUCUCAAGAACCUGGUGCUAGUAGAUGAACAGGAGAACUUGUCACCCAUUAUGUCCUGCCAGAUUGCUGAUUUGGCUAAUGAGGAUACACCACAGCUUUACGUGGCCUGCGGACGAGGACCAAAGUCUACAUUAAGGGUUCUUAGACACGGAUUGGAGGUUUCUGAGAUGGCCGUUUCGGAACUGCCUGGUAACCCCAAUGCUGUGUGGACAGUACGCAGACAUAUUGAAGAUGAAUUUGACGCCUACAUCAUUGUGUCUUUCGUCAACGCUACACUGGUUCUUUCCAUUGGGGAGACCGUAGAGGAGGUGACGGAUUCAGGCUUCUUGGGAACAACGCCCACUCUCUCCUGCUCACUGCUGGGUGAAGAUGCCUUGGUUCAGGUGUACCCAGAUGGUAUCCGUCAUAUCAGAGCAGACAAGCGUGUAAACGAGUGGAAGACCCCUGGCAAGAAGACCAUUGUCCGCUGUGCUGUGAACCAGCGGCAGGUGGUUAUUGCACUCACAGGCGGAGAGCUGGUUUACUUUGAGAUGGACCCGUCUGGCCAGCUGAAUGAGUAUACAGAACGGAAGGAAAUGUCUGCAGAUGUGGUCUGCAUGAGUUUGGCAAACGUCCCUCCAGGUGAACAGCGCUCUCGAUUUCUGGCUGUUGGAUUGGUUGACAACACUGUUCGAAUCAUAUCUUUGGACCCUUCGGAUUGCUUGCAGCCACUGAGUAUGCAGGCCCUGCCGGCCCAGCCAGAGAGUCUUUGUAUUGUUGAAAUGGGAGGGGUUGAGAAACAGGAUGAGAUUGGAGAAAAAGGAACAAUCGGCUUCCUCUACCUCAACAUUGGGCUUCAGAAUGGUGUGCUGCUGAGGACUGUGCUGGACCCAGUAACUGGCGAUCUAUCAGAUACCAGAACUCGUUACUUGGGGUCACGACCUGUCAAGCUUUUCAGAGUCAAGAUGCAGGGCCAGGACGCUGUUUUGGCUAUGUCCAGCCGCUCAUGGCUUAGCUACUCGUAUCAAUCUCGUUUCCAUCUUACACCACUGUCAUACGAGACCCUCGAGUAUGCUUCUGGCUUCGCCUCUGAGCAAUGCCCAGAAGGUAUUGUGGCCAUCUCCACCAACACACUCAGAAUCUUGGCUUUGGAGAAACUAGGCGCUGUCUUCAACCAGGUGGCCUUUCCCUUGCAGUACACUCCCAGGAAGUUUGUGAUCCAUCCAGAGACCAGCCACCUCAUUCUGAUUGAGACUGACCAUAAUGCCUACACAGAAGCGACCAAAGCUCAAAGGAAACAGCAGAUGGCUGAGGAAAUGGUGGAGGCUGCAGGUGAAGAUGAAAGAGAACUGGCUGCUGAGAUGGCAGCUGCCUUCCUCAAUGAAAAUCUUCCAGAAGCCAUCUUUGGUUCACCAAAAGCUGGAGCUGGGCAGUGGGCAUCGCUGGUGCGGCUAAUCAACCCCAUUCAGGGUUUAACUGUGGACCAAGUGCAGUUAGAGCAGAAUGAAGCUGCAUUCAGUGUUGCAGUGUGUCGUUUCCACAACGCAGGAGACGACUGGUACGUUCUGGUUGGUGUGGCCAGAGAUAUGAUCCUCAACCCUCGCUCAGUUGGCGGUGGCUUUAUCUACACUUAUCGUCUCACUGCUGGUGGAGAAAAGCUUGAGUUUGUGCACAAGACGCCAGUAGAGGAUGUGCCUUUGGCAAUUGCUCCAUUCCAAGGACGUGCCCUAGUGGGAGUUGGAAAACUACUGAGAAUCUACGACAUGGGCAAAAAGAAACUGCUCCGCAAGUGUGAGAACAAGCAUGUUCCAAAUCUGGUAACUGGCAUCCACACCAUUGGCCAGCGUGUAAUAGUCUCGGACGUUCAAGAGAGUUUGUUCUGGGUCCGAUACCGGCGCAACGAGAACCAGCUCAUCAUCUUUGCUGAUGACACGUGUCCCCGCUGGGUUACAACAGCCUGUUUAUUGGACUUCGACACUAUGGCCUCCGCUGACAAGUUUGGGAACAUAACCAUUGUGCGGCUUCCUCCCAACACAAGCGAUGAUGUGGAUGAAGAUCCAACGGGGAACAAAGCCUUGUGGGACAGAGGUCUUCUUAACGGAGCCUCACAGAAGGCGGACGUGAUCGUCAACUACCAUGUAGGGGAAACCAUACUGUCGCUGCAGAAAACCACACUGAUCCCUGGAGGUUCUGAGUCCCUGGUCUACACCACCCUGUCUGGAGGGAUCGGCAUUCUGGUCCCCUUUACUUCACAUGAGGACCAUGACUUUUUCCAACAUUUGGAGAUGCACAUGCGCUCGGAGUUCCCCCCGAUGGGCGGCAGAGACCAUCUCAGCUUUAGGUCCUACUACUUCCCAGUCAAGAACGUGAUCGACGGAGACCUGUGUGAGCAGUUCAACAGCAUGGAGCCCCACAAGCAGAAGAGCGUAGCGGAGGAGCUUGACAGGACGCCGCCCGAGGUCUCGAAGAAACUGGAAGACAUUCGUACCCGCUAUGCAUUCUAACUGCGUGACCCAAGAUUCGUCUUUUACCUUUGGAUUUUAAUGAAUCAUGUCGGCGCCUUGCCCCCCUUCAUCUAGGUUGUAGAGACGUCUGUGUGAAUUUCGACCCCCGGUGUUUGUGAUUCAGUCACCAAACACUGAAACAUGGCAGGAAGAUUUGUGUCUUCUUGUAUUUCAGGGCACAAACACCUGUGUUUACAGUGUGUGAAGCGUCCCCUUACACAACUCUUGGAAGCCAACUUUAACCUCCCACUAAUGAGCGCAGCGCAGCUGGUCCACAAUGUACAGACUUUUACAUGCCAACAAGAGGCUCAUCGCCAUUUGUUUUGAUCUCAGCCUAUUUUGGGAGGUAAGUGUUUUAGUUUGGAUAAAUUAUAAUCACAGCAUUAGGAUGAAUGGAAAAUAACCGCCCUACUUGUUUGUCACCUCCUCCGCUCAAAGGAGUGUUGCUGUAUGAUGUGACAUUAAGCAGCGGUUAUACAGACUAAACAAGGUCGGGGGCUGUACACCCAAAGUUGAAAGUGAGUUGUUUUUGUCAUUUCUGUGAAAUCCCCACCUCAGCCACAAGCAGUUACAGCAAUUUCCUGUAGAAACAGACCAUUUUGUGUGGGAUAGCAGUCUGUAUUGUAAAUAAAGUUUUCUACGUGACAAAAUGUUA
Messenger RNA from Nerophis ophidion (straightnose pipefish), 4514 nucleotides. It is a transcript of the gene sf3b3, whose product is annotated as splicing factor 3b, subunit 3. Gene Ontology annotation, molecular function: protein binding; U2 snRNA binding. Lineage: Eukaryota; Metazoa; Chordata; Actinopteri; Syngnathiformes; Syngnathidae. Gene Ontology annotation, biological process: mRNA splicing, via spliceosome. The record is from RefSeq and is a predicted model, not a curated record. Gene Ontology annotation, cellular component: U2 snRNP; nucleus.